Messenger RNA from Momordica charantia (bitter melon), 3099 nucleotides. RefSeq names its product putative copper-transporting ATPase HMA5. NCBI's taxonomy places the organism in Eukaryota, Viridiplantae, Streptophyta, Magnoliopsida, Cucurbitales, Cucurbitaceae. Gene Ontology annotation, biological process: monoatomic cation transport. The record is from RefSeq and is a predicted model, not a curated record. Gene Ontology annotation, cellular component: membrane. Gene Ontology annotation, molecular function: metal ion binding; ATP hydrolysis activity; ATPase-coupled monoatomic cation transmembrane transporter activity.
UAACGCCCUCGUCUCCAUUUCCAAAAGUUCCUAUCGUUACGCCCAUUCCUCCAACUUUCUGAAUCGCAAAAAAGUGCUUCAACUUUCAGCCAUUAUCGAUUCCGGCCGGCAAUCGAGGUUCUGAUUCUGAAUCAUGUUGCCAUGGCGGAUGCGCUCGCCGGAGGCGGCGGGGGAGGCGAGAUCGGCGAAGGCCGUGCUCUGUAUUUCCGGCAUGAAUUGCUCUGCUUGCGCUGUUUCUGUGGAGAAUUCCAUCAAACACCUUCCAGGCAUUCUCGACGCCGCCGUUGAUUUCUUGAACGAUAGGGCUCAGAUCCUCUAUCUCCCAAAUCUCAUCGACGAAGAGUCAAUACUCGAAGCAAUUGAAAAUGCUGGAUUUCAAGCUACACUAUCGAAGGACGGUACCGAUCAUCGAUCGAGAGAAGUAUGUCGAAUCCGAAUAAAUGGGAUGGGCUGCACUUCUUGUUCUUCCAUGGUAGAGUCAGUUUUGGAAGCAAUGUAUGGAGUACAAAAGGCUCACAUUGCUCUUUUGAAAGAGGAAGCAGAAGUUCACUAUGAUCCAAAAGUUGUUAACUGCACUCAGCUCAUCAUUGCCAUAGAAGAUAUUGGGUUUGAGCCCUUACUCAUAACCAUUGCUGAUCACAUAAGCAAGAUUGAGCUCAAGGUUGAUGGUAUGCAUAAUGAGAACUCAUCAACAAAAGUUAAAGAAUCGCUCGAAUUGGUCCCGGGAGUUGAAGACGUUGAUAUCGAUAGGACACUGAGCAAAGUUACCAUAUCUUACCGACCUGACAUAACAGGACCUAGAACUUUCAUUGAAGUGCUCGAGUCGAUCAAAUCCGAGCAUUUUGAAACAACUAUAUAUUCUGAAGAAGCGAGACGAGAAACUCGUAAGGAGAAAGAAAUUAAGCAGCAUUAUAAGUACUUCUUGUGGAGUUCUGCUCUUUCCAUUCCUGUUUUCUUAACAUCAAUGGUGUUUAUGUAUAUACCUGGAAUUAAGCAGACUUUGGAUAUCAAAGUAGUCAAUAUGAUGACGGUGGGGCAGAUUAUCCGGUGGAAUUUGUCGACUCCGGUGCAGUUCAUCAUCGGCUGGAGAUUUUACGUUGGAUCGUAUAAAGCGUUACGCCGUGGUUUUGCCAAUAUGGAUGUAUUGAUUACUUUGGGGACAAAUGCAGCUUACUUUUAUUCAGUCUACAUUGUGUUGAGAGCAGCUACAUCCCCUGCUUUCAAUGGAACAGAUUUCUUUGAGACUAGUUCAAUGUUGAUAACAUUCAUUCUACUUGGCAAGUAUUUGGAGGUUUUGGCAAAGGGAAAGACCUCUGAGGCCAUUGCGAAGCUUAAGCACUUGGCUCCAGAGAUGGCGACGCUCUUGACUUCGGAUGGCCAUGGGAACGUGAUCGGCGAAGCGGAAAUCAGAAGUGAGUUGAUUCAAAAGAAUGAUGUUGUCAAGGUUACUCCAGGGGCAAAAGUAGCUUCUGAUGGUCUUGUGGUAUGGGGAGAAAGUCAUGUCAAUGAGAGCAUGAUCACUGGAGAAGCAAGACCGGUAGCGAAAAGGACGGGCGACAAGGUGAUCGGAGGAACUGUGAAUGAGAACGGGGUAUUGCAUAUAAAGGCAACACACGUCGGAUCAGAGAGUUCACUUGCGCAAAUCGUUCGACUCGUUGAAUCGUCCCAGUUGGCAAAAGCUCCUAUUCAGAAAUUUGCAGACCAAAUUUCCAAGUACUUUGUGCCUCUGGUGAUUUCACUUUCUUUUCUCACUUGGAUUUCCUGGUUAUUAGCUGGAAAGUUGCACCUCUAUCCAAAGUCCUGGUUGCCUUCUUCAAUGGACAGUUUUGAGCUUGCUCUCCAAUUUGGGAUUUCCGUUAUGGUCAUAGCUUGUCCUUGUGCCCUCGGCCUCGCCACCCCGACUGCCGUUAUGGUUGGUACCGGUGUUGGUGCAUCUCAGGGAGUACUAAUCAAAGGUGGUCAAGCAUUAGAAUUCGCGCAUAAGGUGAGCUGCAUUGUGUUUGACAAGACUGGAACUCUAACAAUUGGAAAGCCAGUAGUUGUGAAUACAAAACUUAUGGACUCUAUAGCACUUGAAGAACUCCUUGAACUCACAGCUGCAACCGAGGUGAACAGUGAGCACCCAGUAGCCAAGGCCAUUGUUGAAUAUGCCAAGCAAAUCAAGGGAGAACAGAACAACACCAUUUGGCCAGAAGCUCAGGAAUUCAUAUCCAUUCCUGGCCAUGGAGUAGAAGCCACUAUAAGGAACAGGAAAAUAAUGGUUGGAAACAAGAGCUUGAUGAUGAAAAAUGCCAUCGAAAUUCCGGGGGAAGCGGAAAGCUUUCUCGUGGACGCAGAAAGUAUGGCGCAAACUGCGGUUCUGGUGGCCGUGGAUCGGGAGGUGGCGGGCGCUAUCGCCGUGUCCGAUCCGCUGAAACCGGGUGCCAAAGAAGUGAUCUCCAUUCUCAAGUCUAUGGAAGUGAAGAGCGUGAUGGUAACAGGGGACAAUUGGGGUACUGCAAAUUCCAUUGCCAAAGAAGUUGGAAUUGAAACAGUCAUAGCAGAGGCCAAGCCUCAGCAGAAAGCAGAGGAAGUGAAGAAUCUUCAGGCGACGGGGCACACGGUGGCGAUGGUGGGGGAUGGGAUCAACGACUCGCCCGCCCUAGUGGCAGCGGAUGUCGGGAUGGCGAUCGGAGCUGGUACCGACAUCGCCAUUGAGGCAGCAGACAUUGUUCUAAUAAAAAGUGACUUACAGGAUGUUAUAACUGCAAUUCAUCUUUCCAGAAAGACCUUUGCUAGAAUCCGCUUGAAUUACAUUUGGGCUCUCGGUUAUAAUCUUCUCGCCAUUCCAAUCGCCGCGGGCGUCCUCUUCCCGUCGACUCGGUUUCGGUUGCCGCCGUGGGUUGCCGGAGCAGCCAUGGCAGCCUCUUCUGUAAGUGUGGUAUGCAGUUCUUUGAUGUUGAAGAAGUACCAGAGACCCAAAAGGCUGGAGGAAGUUGAGACUCAGAUGAAUGGAAUAGUGGUUGAAUGAGGUAUAUUUUUCAAUAUGAAGUAAUUGACAAGCAAAUCUUUGUUAAAUGUUCAUUGAUAAUGUAGAAAUGCAAACGUAAUUGACAAAAA